Molecule: messenger RNA, 1629 nt
Organism: Aspergillus nidulans FGSC A4
Lineage: Eukaryota; Fungi; Ascomycota; Eurotiomycetes; Eurotiales; Aspergillaceae
Product: CDC26 family anaphase-promoting complex subunit
Exons: 5
Coding region: 97-1629 (510 amino acids)
Biological process (GO): anaphase-promoting complex-dependent catabolic process
Cellular component (GO): anaphase-promoting complex
Source: RefSeq, a predicted model, not a curated record
UUCCUUCCUCUAACCGAACUCCGCCAUGUAAAAUGUAUAGUCUCUUUUUGCCGGUGGAACUCACGUAUACGUAGAGCCUUGACAUCAGUCUCCACGAUGCUCCGAUUGAAACCCACCCGCAUUAGUCUGACAGAGGAUGACCUCUGUUACCACAUCGAUAGCAUCUUCCACCGAAACCAUGACCUUGCUAUAUGGCAUCAAAAGCGCAAGGGUUCGGGUAACAGCUACGACGGGGACGAGGAUGAGGAUGGAUUCUCUCAAGACUCAGACACUGACACGAUACCAGAGACUCCGCCUGAGUCGGAAUGUGACGAGGUUCAGUCGCAAACGCUGGCAGGUGACAAUCAACAGGAACUCGAACCGGGAGAGAGAAACACAAAUGCAGACGGUGGAACUUCAAGCCAUGAACAACGUCCCGUAACCGUCAGAUUUGCUCUGCCUAGACCUUCAACUUCGAGCUCUGACAAGGGCUCUCGGGUUAUCAGAGGUGGGAAAGCAGCCAUCCAGCCUGCGAGAAGCGCUCAUUCACUCCAUCUGUCCUUUUGGCUAGCACUUUGUUCGAGUGCGGACUGGAAUACAGUGAAUGGCGUAUCAACUUCGCAACACAACGGGCUCAAUAUCAAUUCACUACCGCUAUCUCUGCCUCGGCCAAAUCGGGUUGUCUUGGAGACCUACAUCCCAAAUCUCCGCACGUCAGUAACUGCUCUUCCUCUCAGGCUUCCCCGUCUCGAGAGUGAGAUAACACAGCCCGGUAUUUCUCCUGAAAAGAAGCAAUCCUCCAUCGCUUUGUGGCCGUUGGCCUAUGAUCUUUGCAUGAAAUUGGACGCAAAAGCCCCUCCAGCAACCGCAUUCCUUGUGUCAAGCUGUCCAAGCCGUUCACCAAAUAUAGAGCUCGUUCUUCGGAGGUACCCACAACAGCCGAAAAUGAAGCGCACUUAUCGUACAGAAUCGGCCUCCACAGGCAAAAGAUCUCCUAGAGAGAGGUCCGGCGUUGAUCGCACCGCUGCGCCCAAGGACCAGGAGUGCUUCUCUGCAAGAGCACCUAAUUCCGGUAGCGCAGCAGCGCAACUUUCGCCAUCAAAAGGCCAUGAAUCAAAUCCAGUCAAGAGACGUUUGAGUUCAACUACGGAGAAUGCUAGAAAAGCUGAUCCAGAUGAAGACUUCGAGAACGUUGGCCACUUAGUAGACCGUGACACCAUCUCGCGAGGAACUCAGACCGAUUCAGACCUAACGUCGACUCUAGAGUCAGAGUUGGGUGAUGAAUCAAUGGACAACCCAUUGCAUGGAGGCUUACGGGCAUUCAUUGUCUUCGCACAGAACAAUCCAGGAAGACAAGAAAACAUUGCUCCAGACAAUGCCGCCAAGCGAUCACCUCAUCAGCCGGUCUGGCAGGAUCCGUUCAUUUCAGCGAUGUUUCCUGAACCCAAUGGCCCGGCAUAUGAUCCCACGAACCGAAUCCGCAGAGGCAUGCAAGGAUACAUCAAUCCACCAACAAGUAGAGGUUCGCAGGCUCGGAACGAUCGAGGAGAGCUUGUUCAAUUGGUCCAUCCAACGCUGGUCGACGCGCGUGUUUACCAAGAAUAUGUUCAUCGAUUGAUCGCAGAGCUUGAUCGUCCAUCCCAUACUUGA